ACGAGGCAGCGAGCAAUUGAAUUUUGGUCGAAUAGUUGUCAGGACGUACCUGUGUUGGACGCUAGUGACAAAAAAGUGCCAGAAGCAAUAGUAAACGUACGAAGGAUCGAUCGUAGAGGUGGAAUUGUUGGAUCGCUGAGAAGCUGAGUUUUCAUUUAACGUGUCUACAAGAAAAACGAAUAACAGCAUGCGCGACCCAAAGAAUAAACUACCCAAGUACGAGUCGGACGCUUUCGACAAUGUCGAAUAUGAGCUCCGUAUGACGUACACGGUCGAGACCGAUCGUCGCAUUAUGAGUUUCGUCGAUUCACGUUGGGGCAUCGAGGUAACCGGUGGAAUUGAUCAAUUCGAACCGUUAACCAUUAUAAAUGUGACACCCACUGGUAUGGCACGCAGUGCCGGCAUGCGUGUCGGUGAUGAGAUUACGCAAAUUAACAAUACACCAGCGUUGGAGCUAACUUUCAACGAAGCAUUGGAGUUGUUCCGUAAAAAUAGACGUUAUGUGCGGGUUUAUGUGAGAGGUGAUGUUGACGACGAUGGCGAGGAGGAUUGGACCUGCCACUUCUGGUUCAAGCCACGCAAGCCAUGGCGCCGCGAUUUCACGCCCAUCCAAUGGGAGUUCCCAUGGAACGAUCGUCGCAAGCCGAUCUACCGUGAGUCCAACUGUUUCAUGGUGCCCAGCGUUAUGGAAGAACGCAUACGUCAACGUCGUGCUGCCACCUCGGCGGUGCAUAAGAAGGAUGAACUCGCACCGCAUACCCGCUCGCUUACGCCAUCACCGCGUCCUAAAAAUCAACCAGGCGAAAACUUGAUGGAAACCAUGUUCAAGAAAUAAAGAAAUGAUUGCAUGCACUAACCGAUGUCAAAGCAGUGAAACGCGUUAGCAAUUAAUGCUAAACAAAAAUAAGCAUAUAAGUGUGUUUGUGAAUUUUGCAAACGAGAACAGAAUAUAUGAAGGCAAAUAUUUUGUUGGAAAAAUUCGCAACGCAUAAAACACGCCAAAGGUUUUUCAUUCCAGUUCCUGUGACACAUAUACAAUAAAGAAACAGGCGUUCGUGUAUAAUCUGCCACGUACUCGAAUAAUGCACAUCGAAGUAGAUGUAAACGAUAAGGAGUUGAUAGAGGCUAGU
Zeugodacus cucurbitae (melon fly) is the source of this 1130-nucleotide messenger RNA. RefSeq lists its product as uncharacterized. Gene Ontology annotation, cellular component: stress fiber; filamentous actin; Z disc. Bases 188 to 835 code for a protein of 215 amino acids. Gene Ontology annotation, molecular function: actin binding; muscle alpha-actinin binding. The record is from RefSeq and is a predicted model, not a curated record. NCBI's taxonomy places the organism in Eukaryota, Metazoa, Arthropoda, Insecta, Diptera, Tephritidae. The transcript has 4 exons. Gene Ontology annotation, biological process: actin cytoskeleton organization; muscle structure development.